Chlorella variabilis is the source of this 1104-nucleotide messenger RNA. RefSeq lists its product as hypothetical. The transcript has 5 exons. Gene Ontology annotation, molecular function: prenylcysteine oxidase activity. Bases 1 to 1104 code for a protein of 367 amino acids. The record is from RefSeq and is a predicted model, not a curated record. Lineage: Eukaryota; Viridiplantae; Chlorophyta; Trebouxiophyceae; Chlorellales; Chlorellaceae. Gene Ontology annotation, biological process: prenylated protein catabolic process; prenylcysteine catabolic process.
AUGUGGGAGAAGUUCCAAACCAUCUAUACGCUGCUGGACAAUGGCAAAACGUUUGAUACGCCAGAGAUGCUGCUGAAGCAAAUCGGCCUGUAUGAUCUCACUCAGGUCUCCAUGUAUGAGUGGUUGCGUGAAAGUUAUGGUGCGUCGAUAGAUGCCCUGGCGAAGGAGUUGAUCGGGGGAGUAAAUCUCGUAAAUUACGGCCAAACAAAUGAGGAGCUGAAUGCGCUGGCAGGCCAUGUGUCCAUGCUACCCGCAACCGAGCCAUCGGUAUUCCGGAUCAAGGGUGGCAACAGCCAGCUGGCACCCUGCGUGUUUGCGGUGGCCAACGCCACUGUGCGCACCCCUGUGGCUGUUACCUCGGUAGAGCGCCUGCCGGAUGGUUUCUGGCUGGAGGUGCAGGAGCAAUGCACAGCCGCGCCAGGGCGGGCGAUGGUGCGGGAAUGCGCCGCCACCUACCAGGGGCCCUAUGGCGCUGUCAUCAUCGCCACGCCGCUGGAGAGCAGCGGUCUGGCCUUCCCGGGACGCGCCACCCUGCCAGCCAUCCCCGCCCGCAAGUUCGUCCAGACAGUGGUGACCAUCAUCCUUGGGGCCGUGCGCCCCUCGUACUUUGGCGUUUCGCAGAUGGACUAUGGGGUUGUGAUGGUAACAGAGGAUGCACAGGUGCCUUGGAGCUCGCUGAGCCUGGUGGGCCGCACCGCCUCCAACCAAACCCUCUGGAAGAUGUUCAGCCGCGAGCCCCUGCCCCACGCGUGGCAGGAAAUUUUGUUCGAGAAGGGCUUUUUGGUAGUCGUAGAAAAGAUCUGGUCCUCGCCUGGAGCGUACCCAAUAUUCGACCCACCUGAAGACUUUGCCCCAUUCACGCUGGGGGACGGCCUGUUCUACGCAGCUGCGCUCGAAAACGCUGCAAGCGCCUUGGAAAUGGCGGCCAUUGAGGGGCGCAUGACAGCGCUGCUAGCAGCCAAGCACCUGAGUGCGGCAGCAGAGAAGCAGCGCUCACAGCAGGAGGUUGAGGCGGGGCUGGAGCGGCAGGGCGGGUCCAGCCAACACGUGUUGGCUCAGCAGGGCCGGGGUGCCAAGCAGCAAGGCACAGCUGCUGCCGCCUGA